Molecule: messenger RNA, 3990 nt
Organism: Clupea harengus (Atlantic herring)
Lineage: Eukaryota; Metazoa; Chordata; Actinopteri; Clupeiformes; Clupeidae
Gene: mapkap1
Product: MAPK associated protein 1
Exons: 13
Coding region: 481-2079 (532 amino acids)
Biological process (GO): TORC2 signaling
Cellular component (GO): TORC2 complex; cytoplasm; plasma membrane
Molecular function (GO): phosphatidylinositol-4,5-bisphosphate binding
Source: RefSeq, a predicted model, not a curated record
UUGUGGUCUGUAUACUUCCUGUAUGAGGGUAAGUAGACGGAAAUAGCAUAGUCGAAUACAUAUGGAAACAACAGAGGAAAUACAUGAGUCUGUUAUUAUUUUCUGAAUGCUGAGCAGUUGUACUACCGUUGGUGAAAUGAGACCAUGUACUUGGACGUAUGCACAGAUGAUUCUGCGUAUUCUCAACCCUUCCCUUCCGUGGAUUAGGCAUGUAUAAAGGCCAGCCUGAGUGGUCCACCAUGGAGAGGAGAAAAUAACACGAACGUCGGGUGGAAAGAGAAGAGGAGGACCUCGUCAGUGAAGCGACUCCAGCUUCCUCCAAGCGGACAUAGCCCCCAGUGUAUCCAGAGAGGGAGACAUAGAAAGAGAGCGCUAGAGAGAGAGUGAGAGUUCGAGAGAGGACGAGGAGGACGGAGAGUGAGAGAAGGACGGCGGGGAGAGAGUGAGUGGAGGGCGAGAGAGAUAAGAAGACGCGUGACAAUGGCGUUCCUGGACAACCCCACCAUCAUCCUGGCCCACAUCCGGCAAUCCCACGUGACCAGCGAUGACACGGGCAUGUGCGAAAUGGUGCUGAUAGACCACGACGUGGACCUGGAGAAGUGCCAGUCCACCAGCUUGUCUGGGGGCGGAGGCUUGGCCUUUGGCUCGGGCCAGUUCGGGGACAGUGGGAGUGGGAGUGAGGGCCAGUCCUGUGAUCUCUCCCAGUCCAUGGACAUCACCUCCAGCUGGGAUUUUGGCAUCCGCCGACGCUCCAACACAGCUCAAAGACUGGAACGACUGAGGAAGGAGCGACAAAACCAGAUCAAGUGCAAAAACAUCCAGUGGAAGGAGAGGUCCUCUUCCCAGUCAGCGGAAGAUUUGGGCUCGCUGUUUGAGAAGAAGGACUUCAAAGAGCGGCCUCGGAGCAUGGGCACCAAGUCCACCCUGUCCCUGCGGCUGGAGCAGUGUCCUCAGCAGCUCAACAACCCCUUCAACGAGUACUCCAAAUUCGAUGGCAAGGGCCAUGUAGGUACCACAGCAACCAAAAAAAUAGACGUCUACCUCUCGAUGCAGUCGGCUCAGGAGAAGCUGCACCCCAUGACGGUGGUCACCAUGGCGAACGCACGGGUUCACGACCUCAUUGGUCUGAUCUGCUGGCAGUACACCAGCGAGGGGCGGGAACCCAAGCUGAACAGUGAGAACGUGAAUGCCUACUGCCUGCACAUCGCCGAGGACGACGGGGAGGUGGAUACGGACUUCCCCCCGCUGGACUCCAAUGAGCCCAUCCACAAGUUCGGCUUCAGCACACUGGCCCUCGUCGAGAAGUACUCCUCCCCCGGCAUGGCUGCUAAGCAGUCGCUGUUUGUGAGAAUAAAUGCGGCGCAUGGUUUCUCCCUGAUCCCGGUGGACAGCCUGAAGGUGACCAUGAAGGAGAUCCUGCAGAGGGCCCUGAAGAAGAGGAAAGGCUCACAGAAAGGCUCCGUGUUUGUGGGUCCCCAGUACCGGCUGGAGAAGCAGACGGAGCCCAACGUGGCCGUGGACCUCGAGAGCACGCUGGAGAACCAGAACACGCUGGAGUUCUGCCUCGUCCGAGAAAACAGCUCAAGAGGCGAGGAGAGUUCCGAGGAGGAUCCUCCCAUAGACAUCACCACAGUGCAGGACAUGCUGAGCAGCCACCACUACAAGUCCUUCAAGAUCAGCAUGAUCCAUAAGCUGCGCUUCACAACAGACGUACAGCUGGGCGUCUCGGGAGAGAAGGUGGAGAUCGACCCGGUCACCAAUCAGAAGACCAGCACCAAGUUCUGGAUCCGACAGAAGCCCAUCUCCAUCGACUCCGACCUGCUGUGUGCCUGCGACCUGGUGGAGGAGAAAAGCCCCAGUCAUGCAAUAUUCAAACUCACAUAUCUCAGCAAUCAUGACUACAAGGCGCUCUACUUCGAGUCCGAUGCUGCUACAGUCAACGAGAUCGUGCUCAAGGUCAACUACAUCCUGGAGUCGCGAUCCAGCUCGUCACGUGCCGACUACUUCGCCCAGAAGCAGCGCAAGCUGAGCCGCCGCACAAGCUUCAGUUUCCAGAAGGACAAGAAGUCGGGCCAGUAGCCGACAGGAAAACCCCAGCGUCCUCCGCAUCAGCGUCUGAGUUAGCUCCGCACAGCUGCAAGGCACCGACCCACGAGGAGCAGAAGAUUAAACAGGAGACCAGAGGAGAGGAGGCUGGUAACCAAAACCAACACGAGGCUGAAAGAUCAGAGCAAGGAAGAGGGGGAUUGGGAUGGGAGGAAAGCGGGGAAUAAAGAGGGAAGGGGAAAAGGAUGCACUGGGGAAACUAGAGAGAGGUUUGAAGGAAGGAAGAAGAGCCAGCGAGAGGUAGGAAAGUUGAGAAAAACAAACGGGGGAAAAAGGAGAAAGGGUUGAGAAAAGAGGAAGGAGGAGGAAGAGAGGAACUUGAGUUGGAGGUUGUGAUGGUGAUGAUGAUGAUGAUGAUGGAGAAAAUGUGUGGGCCUCUUGUGGUCUCUGGCAUAGGGCCGCCCGUCAGCCAUAUCAGAAAAACCGAACUCUCCCUGUUGACGCCUGUCUUUGGCGGACGAACUGACUGACGUGAAGCGAACGAAACAACAGAAUCCUCAGCCAGUGAGGAACAAGCAAAAACAAACAAACUAAAAUAUUUCAUUAGUCGCACUAAUGUUUGGCUGUUUGGUGUUGAGAGGUGGAGGGGGUCGUCAAUACCAAGUCCAUCUGCAAAUCCUAAUUACAUCCACUGCCUGCUAAUGAACUGUAUGAAAAAUGUGUAUCAAAUGUGCGAGAAGGUAACAUAGUAAAACAAGAAAAAGAAAAAAAAAACAAACAUACAAAAUCAAGCUGCGAUGAGUGAGAAAAUUGUACUGACUCCCCCUGCUUCAACCCGUAUAUGUAUCACAAAUGUUAAACUGUAUCAAAUUGGUGGUGUCCAUGUAAAGGGAACAUCCUUGCAUUAAGAAAACAACGACAUGUAAAUAGCAACUGCAUUCAGGGUAACACGAUAAGACUAAAACCUGCUCUGGCCAUAGUAACUUCAGUGCCUGAUACCGUUCGAUAGAGCGACACUUGGGUUCUGUGGAGCGUGAGGGUUUUAGUGGUGAAUUUCACAACAGAGGUAGAGAUCAACCGCGAAACCUCACUUUUUAAACAUACGUGGAGGUGGGACAAGAAAGGCAAAGAAGAGAGAACCAAUUAUUCGUUUUGUUUUUCUUUCUUUUUUAAAAAAAAUGAUCAAACAAAAAUGAAAUUAUUAAGUGUACUUUUUACUGUGAUCUAUUAAUGUUUUUUUUUUUCCUCUGUGCAUUGUAUCUAUGGACUGUAAUAUAUCGAACCAACAGAUGUCUGUUAAACAGAUGAUAAAAUGUUUGUUCCGACUGUCCUAUUGGGCUGCAAUUAGGGAAUGUAUGACAUUUUUACUGCAUUGUGUGUCUCAAUGUUUCAAAGCGAUAACGUGCGUUUAUGCUCUGCUGGUUCUCUGCCUCGGGAUGUUUUUUUUUUUUUUUUCUGCUUUCACUUUCGUCUCUGUUUCCACACAACAGGGACCAACAAACAAUGUAACCAACUCCAAAAGCUGCUGUCUAAAUGGAUUCAGGGUGUGUGUUCAGAUCCAAACCGUGUUCCGACUCAGGUCUCCUACUGCCAUGUUAUGUUUACUGACUUUAGAGUUUUUUUUUUUUUUUAGAUUUUUGUUUCCUUUUUUUUCUUUUUUCUUUUUUUCCUUCCCUCUGUGUGAGCGGAAAGAAGACGUUGCACUCAGUGCAGCCACGCCACAGUAUUGACAGAUGGAUUCUGCUGGAAGAAGUACUCCCAUGUCAGGGGACUCGACAGUGAAUGAUAUUAAAACAAAAGACAUUUCAAAUGAAACUUUAUUUAUAGUGUGGAAGGCUAUGAUGGACUGGUGCUUGUCAUGCACCCUACGGAAUCAACUUUAUUUGCUACAGUACAUAUAUACUGUAUAUAAGUAGAUUUUCUAAUUAAAGAAUGAACUUGAAA